AUGACGGCCGACACGACGGCCGCCCCGCCGCCGCCCCUCGAGGCCACCUCUUCGUCGUCGUCGGAUGCCGCCAUCUCGCUGAGCCACGAGGGCCCGACCAUGUCCUACCACCAGCCUGCCGCCACCACAGCUGCGGAUGCUGCCGGCAGUGCAGCCGACGGUUUCGACGUCGAAAAGGUGGCCGCCGCCGCCGGCGCCUCCAAGGAGGACAGCAGCGGCGCAUCCGUCCACUCGUCGCCCCUUUACCUCGACAGCAACGGCGACCUGGUCACGGUCAACGAGCACCGCGACCUCAAGCGCGGCCUCGGACAGCGCCACCUGUCGAUGAUCGCGCUGGCAGGCGCCAUCGGUACGGGUCUCUUCCUCGGCCUCGGCGGGUCGAUCCAGUCGGGCGGGCCGCUGGGCGCGCUGCUGGGCUACGCCACCGUCGGCCUCAUCGUCUGCGCCGUCCAGUACGCCCUGGGAGAGACGUCGGCGCUCCUCCCCGUCACGGGUUCGCUGGUUCGCCACGCCGAGUUCCUCUUUGACCCGGCGCUCGGCUUCGCGGCGGGCUGGAACCUCGUCUAUGGCAACCUGCUCUCCAUCCCCUCGGAGAUCACGGCCAUCUGCGUCCUGAUCGACUUCUGGGCCGAGGGGAGCAUCAACAAGACGGCCUUUAUCCUUCCCUUUAUCGCCGUCACCUUCCUCGUGGGCAUCUGCUUUGUCCGCGUGUUUGGCGAGGUCGAGUUCGGCAUGGCCAUGCUCAAGAUCGCCCUCGUCAUCUUCCUCGUCGUCUUUGGCCUGGUCGUCAACCUCGGCGGCGUGCCGGGCAUCGAGCGCGUCGGCUUCCGCUACUGGCGCGACCCGGGCCCCUUUGUCGGCGACACGUCGUGGGCUCGGUUCCUCGGCUACUGGAGCGUCAUGACCUCGGCCGUCUUUUCGUUUGCCGGCGUCGAGUCGCUCGCCAUGGCCGCGGCCGAGACGCGCAACCCGCGCCGCGCCAUUCCGCGCGCGUGCAAGCGCAUCUUUAUCCGCGUCACCGUCUUUUACCUGCUGAGCAUCUUUGUCGUCGGCAUGCUCGUCGCCAGCAACGACGGACGCCUCGACGGCUACGGCGAGACGGCCGCCCAGAGCCCCUUUGUCAUUGCCGCAUCGGCGGCGGGCUACCCGGCCGUGGCGAGCGUGGUCAACGCCAUCGUCAUCACCAGCGCCUGGUCCUCGUCCAACCAGGCGCUCCUCUCGGGCACCCGCGUCCUCUACGGCCUCGCGCUCAAGAAGCAGGCCCCCGCCCUGUUUCUCAAGACGACGUCGUGGGGCACGCCGUACAACUGCGUGCUGCUCUACACCCUCUUCAUGUUCCUCAGCUUCAUGAGUCUCUCCAACGACGCCCUGACCGUCUUCUACUGGUUCGUGGACCUGACCGCGGCCGGCGUGCUGGUAUCGUGGUCCGUGAUCCUCUUCAACCACAUCCGCCUCAAGCGCGCCAUGAAGGUGCAGGGCAUCCCCUUUUCGUGCCUGCCCUGGAACGCCGGCUGGACCUACCACAGCUCGCACGUCGCCCUCGGCUUCUGCAUCCUCAUCCUCCUCACUAACGGCUACUCGGUCUUCACCACGGGCGGAUGGGACGCAGCCACCUUUGUCUCGGCCUACCUCGACAUCCCCCUCGUCCUCGCCGCCUACCUCGUCUGGAAACUCUUCAAAAAGACCAAGAUCACGAGCCUCCCCGACAUCCCGCUCCAUGCUGCGUUUAGACAGGCCGAGGAGUUCCCCGAUGAACCUGAACCCAGGACGAAGGGGUGGAUCAGGUGCAUCAGCUGGAUCUGGGAUUAG
Pseudozyma flocculosa PF-1 is the source of this 1809-nucleotide messenger RNA. RefSeq lists its product as uncharacterized. Gene Ontology annotation, cellular component: membrane. The coding region runs from base 1 to 1809 and encodes 602 amino acids. The record is from RefSeq and is a predicted model, not a curated record. Gene Ontology annotation, biological process: amino acid transmembrane transport. Gene Ontology annotation, molecular function: amino acid transmembrane transporter activity. The transcript has 2 exons. Lineage: Eukaryota; Fungi; Basidiomycota; Ustilaginomycetes; Ustilaginales; Ustilaginaceae.